CAAAUCCAACAUUACAGGCAAAAUUAACGUUGCCAUAUAAUAAUAACAACCAUAGUUUCUAUCCGAAAGGGAAACAAGGAUUUCAACUCCUGAGAUUUUAAGUAACUCAAUUAGCAGUUCCAACAUUAAACCAUUAUUAUUACCCCUUUUAUCAGAGCUUUUUGACCUGGUUUAGGAAAAUUCCAAGAAGUCAGCCAAAUCUUCGACCUUUUCGGGUCUGCAAACCUUGCAAGAAAGCCCAACUCAGCUGGAGGCUGGAGAUGAACAUUUCCAUGGCGGAUUCCUGCCAAGAUUCAAUUUUGAUGACGCAGAGCGCGAACCACCACCUUCCCACCGCCUAAUUACUCCCUUUCCCUCUCUCUCUCUCUCUAGGAAUUUCGGUCUUCUUCGAAGGGGCAGUCGCACUGUAUUGGGGAAAAUCUCUCCAGUGGCGAGGAUGGGAGACGGGAGCCUCGGCUCCGGCGGCAGGGGCAACAGCGGCGGCGGCGGCGGCGGCGGCGGCGGCAGCCGGCCGGAGUGGCUGCAGCAGUACGAUCUGAUCGGCAAGAUCGGCGAGGGCACCUACGGCCUCGUUUUCCUCGCGCGAAUCAAGCCUCCAUCCACCAAUCGCGGCAAGUACAUCGCCAUCAAGAAGUUCAAGCAGUCCAAAGACGGCGACGGCGUCUCGCCCACCGCCAUCCGCGAAAUCAUGCUGCUUCGCGAAAUCUCGCAUGAGAAUGUUGUGAAGCUCGUGAACGUUCACAUUAAUCCCGUGGACAUGUCGUUGUAUCUGGCUUUUGAUUACGCAGAUCAUGAUCUUUAUGAAAUUAUCAGACAUCACAGAGACAAGGUUAACCAGGCCAUCAAUCCCUACACAGUUAAGUCAUUGCUUUGGCAGCUGCUUAAUGGACUGAAUUAUCUCCACAGUAAUUGGAUCAUACAUCGAGAUCUGAAGCCAUCAAAUAUUCUGGUCAUGGGUGAAGGAGAGGAGCAAGGCGUCGUGAAAAUUGCAGACUUUGGACUUGCCAGGGUCUACCAAGCUCCUUUGAAGCCACUAUCUGAUAAUGGGGUUGUGGUAACUAUCUGGUAUCGGGCACCAGAAUUGCUGCUUGGUGCAAAGCAUUAUACAAGCGCUGUUGAUAUGUGGGCCGUCGGAUGCAUUUUUGCUGAGCUUUUGACAUUGAAGCCAUUGUUUCAAGGUCAAGAAGUGAAAGCCAAUCCUAAUCCUUUCCAACUUGAUCAACUUGACAAGAUUUUCAAGGUCUUGGGUCAUCCGACGCAGGAGAAAUGGCCUAUGCUUGUGAAUCUGCCUCAUUGGCAAUCAGAUGUGCAACAUAUUCAGAGACACAAGUAUGAUGACAAUGCGCUUGGUAAUGUUGUACGUCUCUCUAGCAAAAACCCUACAUUUGACCUCCUGUCAAAGAUGCUAGAGUAUGAUCCUCAAAAGCGUAUAACAGCAGCUCAAGCCUUGGAACAUGAAUAUUUUCGUAUGGAACCUCUUCCUGGGCGCAAUGCACUUGUACCCAGCUCACCUGGAGAUAAAGUGAAUUAUCCUACUCGUCCUGUAGAUACAACUACAGAUAUUGAGGGGACAACUAGUCUUCAACCUUCACAAUCGGCAUCAUCUGGAAAUGCUGUUCCUGGAAAUAUGCCCGGUCCUCAUGUUGUGACAAAUAGACCCAUGCCUCGUCCUAUGCAUAUGGUCGGUAUGCAAAGGGUGCCACCUUCAGGAAUGGCCGGUUACAAUCUAAAUCCUAGUGGCAUGGGUGGUGGAAUGAAUCCUAGUGGCAUCCCCAUGCAGCGGGGAGUUGCGAACCAGGCCCAACAGUCUCGAAGGAAGGACCCAGGAAUGGGAAUGGGUGGAUACCCUCCGCAACAGAAACAAAGGCGCUUCUAAGGGAUCUAAUUUACUGCGAGAAAUUUCGAGACCUUUCAGAAAUUAUGUUUGCUCUAGUGAUACUGGCUGCAGCAUCAUGCUUGCUUUGGUGACACGAUGCAAAGAACUAGACUGCAUCUUAAGGAAGGAAAGGCAACUAUCGACUUCAUUAAUGGGCUCAUCCUCUGGGGGCGUAGAGGCUUCAUCGGCAUUGGUGCCGACUAUGGCAGGAUGGAAUAAUCAACGGCCGUUCUGCUAAAUGCAUUGGAAGUUGCUGCAGAUUCACAGUGAUAGAUAUCAAUGGAGAAUUGGAUUCCAGCAUCAUAGCACUCGCAAUCUUUAGGGAUCUGCCUCAAUUUUUUGCUGAGGUUAUAACUCGCUCUUUCAGAAAUGUCAUCGAUUAUUGAUGGGCAUGUCCAUCAAUCCGACACGUUUCCCUAAUGUACAUCAAUUCUGCCUUUCCCUCUCUA
Molecule: messenger RNA, 2325 nt
Organism: Eucalyptus grandis
Lineage: Eukaryota; Viridiplantae; Streptophyta; Magnoliopsida; Myrtales; Myrtaceae
Product: cyclin-dependent kinase E-1
Exons: 16
Coding region: 437-1876 (479 amino acids)
Biological process (GO): protein phosphorylation
Cellular component (GO): mediator complex; nucleus
Molecular function (GO): RNA polymerase II CTD heptapeptide repeat kinase activity; cyclin-dependent protein serine/threonine kinase activity; ATP binding
Source: RefSeq, a predicted model, not a curated record